AUGGCCAAGGACAGCAAUGGGACUAAAGUGGAAGAACCGCCAAGAUAUUUGCUGAAGUUUGAACAAAUUUCUCUCUCCAAGCCUACUCACUGGGAAAGCGAUGGUGCUCCUUCACCACUGAUGCCAAAUGAGGCCAGAUUACGAAACCUCACGUAUUCUGCUCCACUUUAUGUUGAUAUAACAAAAAUAGUCAUUAAAAAAGGUGAAGAACAACUUCAGACUCAGCAUCAGAAAACAUGUAUAGGAGAAAUUCCAAUUAUGUAUAGGAAAAAUUCAACUUAUUGCCUAUUGAAUGGCUUAACGGAUCGUGAUCUUUGUGAGUUAAAUGAAUGCCCCUUGGAUCCUGGUGGCUAUUUCAUUAUUAAUGGAUCAGAAAAGGUUCUAAUUGCACAAGAAAAAAUGGCAACGAACACAGUCUACGUGUUUGCCAAAAAGGAUUCUAAAUCUGCCUACACAGAAGAGUGUAGAUCAUGUCUGGAGAAUUCUUCCUGACCCACCAGUACUAUUUGGGUUAGCAUGCUGGCAGGAGGAGGACAGGGUGCAAAAAAGAGUGCUAUUGGUCAGUGCAUUGUGGCAACUCUACCAUAUAUCAAGCAAGAAGUUCCCAUUAUUAUUGUAUUCAGAGCAUUAGGUUUCGUGUCUGACAGAGCUAUUUUAGAGCAUAUUAUUUAUGAUUUUGAUGUUGCAGAGAUGUGGGAUAUGGUUAAACCUUCUCUCGAUGAAGCUUUUGUCAUCCAAGAACAGAAUGUUGUCUUAUUUAGAGGCCUGUUUAAGAAUCUGCUUAAAGAAGUUCGGAUCUAUGCACAGAAGUUUAUUGAUGGAGGAAAGGAUUUUAACUUGGAGUUGGCAAUUAAAACAAGGAUUAUAUCUGGUGUACAAUACUCUUUAGCGACUGGAAACUGGGGUGACCAAAACAAAGCUCAUCAAGCCAGAGCCGGAGUAUCUCAAGUGUUAAACCGCCUGACGUUUGCAUCCACUCUUUCUCACCUGCGUCGUUUAAAUUCUCCAAUCGGUAGAGAUGGCAAGCUGGCAAAACCGAGGCAGUUGCAUAAUACGUUGUGGGGAAUGGUGUGUCCUGCUGAGACUCCAGAGGGCCAUGCUGUAGGACUUGUGAAGAAUUUAGCCCUGAUGGCUUAUAUUUCAGUUGGAUCUCAACCUUCCCCAAUUCUGGAAUUUUUAGAAGAAUGGAGUAUGGAAAAUUUAGAAGAAAUUUCUCCUGCAGCUAUUGCUGGCGCAACCAAGAUUUUUGUUAAUGGCUGCUGCGUUGGAAUACAUAAAGAUCCUGAACAACUUAUGAACACUCUAAGGAAAUUGCGGCGUCAGAUGGACAUCAUUGUGUCUGAAGUUUCUAUGAUCAGAGAUGUUCGAGAGAGGGAGAUUCGGAUCUAUACAGAUGUCGGUCGUAUUUGUAGACCACUUCUGAUUGUGGAAAAACAAAAGCUUCUGUUGAAGAAGAGACAUAAUGAUCAACUGAAAGAGAGAGAAUAUAACAACCACAGUUGGCGGGAUCUUGUGGCCAGUGGGGUAGUGGAAUAUACUGAUACUCUAGAAGAAGAAACAGUGAUGCUGGCAAUGACUCCAAAUGAUUUACAAGAGAAAGAAGUAGCUUAUUGUUCCACAUAUACACACUGUGAGACUCACCCAUCAAUGAUUCUUGGUGUCUGUGCAUCUAUUAUUCCAUUUACUGAUCAUAACCAGUCCCCUAGAAACACAUACCAGUCUGCUAUGGGUAAGCAGGCCAAGGGAGUCUAUAUCAUCAACUUUCAUGUCCGUAUGGAUACAUUGGCCCAUGUUCUCUAUUAUCCUCAAAAACCGCUUGUGACUACACCGUCUGUGGAAUAUCUGCGAUUUAGAGAGUUGCCAGUAGGUAUCAAUUCAACUGUGGCCAUUGCAUCAUACACUACCAUCAAUCGUUCAGCGGUAGACCGAGGCUUUUUCAGGUCCGUUUUCUAUCGAUCAUACAAAGAACAGGAGUCUAAAAAAGGAUUUGCCCAAGAAGAGUUUGAGAAGCCUACACGUGAAACAUGCCAGGGUAUGAGGCAUGCUAUAUAUGACAAGCUGGAUGAUGAUGGUCUGAUAGCUCCCGGGGUCCGUGUAUCGGGAGAUGAUGUUAUUAUAGGCAAAACAGUCACCCUGCCUGAAAAUGAAGAUGAGCUGGAGAGCACUAACAGACGCUAUACCAAGAGAGACUGUAGCACUUUUCUCAGGACUAGUGAGACAGGCAUUGUGGACCAGGUUAUAGUAACUCUCAACCAGGAAGGAUAUAAAUUUUGUAAAAUAAGGGUACGCUCUGUUAGAAUUCCACAGAUUGGAGACAAAUUUGCCAGUCGACAUGGUCAAAAGGGUACUUGAGGUAUUCAGUACAGACAAGAGGAUAUGCCUUCCACCUGCGAAGGAAUCACCCCUGAUAUCAUCAUAAAUCCCCAUGCCAUCCCCUCUCGUAUGACAAUUGGUCACUUGGUUGAAUGUCUUCAAGGGAAGGUUUCAGCUAACAAAGGUGAAAUUGGUAAUGCCACUCCAUUUAAUGAUGCCGUUAAUGUGCAGGAGAUUUCUAACCUUUUGUCCGAUUAUGGCUACCAUCUAAGAGGAAAUGAGGUCUUGUACAAUGGAUUCACUGGAAGAAAAAUCACAUCACAAAUUUUCAUCGGCCCCACUUAUUAGCAGCGUUUGAAGCAUAUGGUGGAUGACAAGAUUCAUUCUCGUGCUAGGGGGCCUAUUCAGAUUCUUAACAGACAGCCCAUGGAGGGUAGAUCCCGGGAUGGUGGCCUGUGUUUUGGUGAAAUGGAACGAGACUGUCAGAUUGCCCAUGGAGCAGCCCAGUUUUUAAGGGAAAGACUGUCUGAGGCAUCAGAUCCAUAUCAGGUUCAUGUCUGCAAUCUUUGUAGAAUAAUGGCGAUUGCUAACACCAGGACCCAUACGUAUGAAUGCAGGGGCUGUCGGAAUAAAACCCAGAUUUCUUUGCUGCGAAUGCCUUAUGCGUGCAAACUGUUGUUUCAUGAGCUUAUGUCUAUGAGCAUUGCACCUCAAAAGAUGAGUGUUUAGCUCUUUUAAAAGAUUCUCAACAAGACACUUAUCAAUGCCUUUUGUGUCUUAUUUUAAUGAUAUAGCUUUUUAAAAUAACAAAUAAAUGUGUUACAUUGUGA
Molecule: messenger RNA, 3143 nt
Organism: Myotis davidii
Lineage: Eukaryota; Metazoa; Chordata; Mammalia; Chiroptera; Vespertilionidae
Product: DNA-directed RNA polymerase II subunit RPB2-like
Biological process (GO): DNA-templated transcription
Cellular component (GO): RNA polymerase II, core complex
Molecular function (GO): DNA-directed RNA polymerase activity; ribonucleoside binding; DNA binding
Source: RefSeq, a predicted model, not a curated record